ACGUGCUUAGUCUAGCAGAUGUCUGGACAACAUUUAGAAAGACAUUAAUGCAUCAUUAUGGCCUUGAUUCCAGUCAUUAUGUAUCCGUAUCUUCUUUAUCCUGGGAUGCUAUAUUUAAGAUGACCAAGGUUAAGAUCGAGCUAUUUACAGAAAUGACAAUGCAUUACUUCAUUGAAAAAGCAAAGCGUGGUGGUAUUGUUAUUGCA
Messenger RNA from Funneliformis geosporum, 206 nucleotides. The record is from the annotation of a GenBank genome assembly. NCBI's taxonomy places the organism in Eukaryota, Fungi, Glomeromycota, Glomeromycetes, Glomerales, Glomeraceae.